Acanthosepion pharaonis is the source of this 2172-nucleotide messenger RNA. NCBI's taxonomy places the organism in Eukaryota, Metazoa, Mollusca, Cephalopoda, Sepiida, Sepiidae. The record is from the annotation of a GenBank genome assembly.
AUGGACAAGCACAAGUCAUCGCACAAAUCUCGGCAUAAGGAUAAAAAGAAGCACAGUAAAAGAAGUUAUUCCUCAGAUUCUUCAAAAGCUAACAGUUCACAGUCUCGUUCCCGAUCAAGAUCAAGGUCAAGAUCACCAGAAAACAAGCAAAAGAAGAAAUCAAAAUCUAAACAUAAGAAAAAAUCUUCAUCUUCAUCGAGUUCCUCCUCAACUUCUGACAGUGAUACUGAAUCUAGUCUACAGAAACGGUUGAACGAAAUUGACCAGAAAAAACUUGCCCAAAUCGAGAAGCAUCAAAUAGAGAAAAGGCGCCGGAAAGAAAUUAUAAAGUCAACUGAAACCCCAGAAGAGAAAAGAGCACGAAGAUUAAGUAAAAAGGAAGCAAAGGAAAGGAAACGAAAAGAGAGAAUGGGUUGGGAUCAAGAUUAUUUGGGUUAUACCAAUGCCGAUAAUCCAUUUGGUGAUGAACAUUUACUGGACACGUUUGUUUGGCAUCGGAAAAUGGAGAAGGAAGGGAAGAAAGGUCUUUUGCAGGAAGAACUGCAGAAGAUGCAGAAGCUAAAAAUGGAAGAAAACCGACGUGAACUUGAGAAAGUCAAAAAGAGACGACUCGAGCGAGAAAAAGAACAGGAAGAAAGAGAAAAAGAACGAGAAAGACUGCAACGAGAAAAAGAAGCAGAAUAUUUCCGAGAGUGGGAAAAACAAGAGGAUAGUUUUCAUUUGCACCAAGCAAAAAUGAGGUCAAAAAUUAGAAUUCAUGAUGGCAGAGCCAAACCAAUUGACCUUUUAGCAAAAUAUAUAAGUGCAGAAGAUGAUGAUCUUGCCAUUGAAAUGCACGAACCAUACACUUAUCUUUAUGGACUGACCAUUCCUGACCUUGAAGACUUGCUGGAAGAUAUCAAAGUGUAUCUCCAAUUAGAACAAGGCAAAAAUGCAGAUUAUUGGAGAGACAUCAUCACUGUUACAGAGGAUGAGGUCAACAAACUCAAGAAACUUGAUCCCACCAGCAGAGACUAUGCUGGUGACCGUCGUGAAGGAAUCAACCAAUCUGUUAGUAGUGAAGUAUCCAAUAUUUUCAAAGGCAAAACCACCAACCAAUUACUUCUGCUUCAAGAGCAAAUGAAAAAAAAACUUCAAGGUGGUGAAGGGGUUGAUGUUGGCUAUUGGGAGUCAUUGUUGUCACAGCUGAAUGCUCACAUUGCCAGGACACGCUUAAGAGAACGUCACCAAGAAGUUUUACGACAGAAACUGUUCAAACUAAAACAAGAGCAAGGCAUUGAAUCAGCGCCUUUGUUUCCCAUCUUGGGUUCCAAUGAGAUGCCUUCAAGGAGCAUGAGCCGUACUUCUUCCCAUCUGAAUGAUAACAGCCAAGACAGGGUGAAAAGGGAGAAAAGUCCUUAUGUUGAGGCUACAAGCUCUGACCGUGCACAGGAUACAGGAGAAGCAGUACACAGCCCCAGAGAAGAGGAUGAGAUGGAAGAUGAUGAAGAGGAAGAAGAAAAUAAUGAACCAGUUUUCACUGAAGAAGAUUUGGCCCUCCAAUGCCAGGACGAGUAUGUCACUGGCAAUUAUUCUCCACGGAUGUUGAGGGUAGAAGAAUUGGAGAUUGAUGCCAUAGUCUAUGAUCCUGUGGAUGAUAUGAAAAAAUUGGAGCUGGCACGAGAACAAGUCCGCACCACUGGCAGAGUGAGGUUGGAUGGUGAGACAGAAUUUGAGAAGAAGGCCCGUGAAGGUAUGGGAGAUGAUGAGGCUCAGUUCAGUGUGGAAGUUGCUCUUGAUCAACAAGCUUUCCUCUGGUCAGACAAGUACAGACCUCGCAAGCCUCGAUUUUUCAAUAGAGUGCAUACUGGCUUUGAAUGGAACAAAUAUAACCAAACCCAUUAUGAUAUUGAUAACCCCCCUCCUAAAAUUGUGCAGGGAUACAAAUUUAAUAUUUUCUACCCAGAUUUAAUUGACAAAGCAGAUACACCAGAAUACACACUGAUUCCUUGUGUUGACAACAAAGAUUUUGCUCUCUUGCGGUUUCAUGCUGGUCCUCCAUAUGAGGAUAUUGCUUUCAAGAUUGUGAAUCGUGAAUGGGAAUAUUCAUAUAAAAGAGGUUUCCGAUGUCAAUUCCAGAACAACAUUUUUCAGCUGUGGUUCCAUUUCAAACGUUACCGUUACAGACGAUAA